Cryptomeria japonica (Japanese cedar) is the source of this 2338-nucleotide messenger RNA. RefSeq names its product phosphoglycerate kinase, cytosolic. The record is from RefSeq and is a predicted model, not a curated record. Gene Ontology annotation, cellular component: cytosol. The transcript has 12 exons. Gene Ontology annotation, molecular function: phosphoglycerate kinase activity; tRNA (guanine(46)-N7)-methyltransferase activity; ATP binding. Lineage: Eukaryota; Viridiplantae; Streptophyta; Pinopsida; Cupressales; Cupressaceae. Bases 168 to 2249 code for a protein of 693 amino acids. Gene Ontology annotation, biological process: tRNA modification; glycolytic process; gluconeogenesis.
CUUGUUCUUUUAUUUGUUACAAAGAUGUUGGUUUGGAGAGCUAUCGCAAUUGAAAAGGCCUGUUAUAAAUGCAUAAGCUAGACGAGAUAAUGUGUCAUUCAAACAUCAGCUGCAGCAUAACGACCAACUAUUUAUAACAUUGUGGGCAUGACAUUUAUUCGGCGAUAAUGGAGCUGAGUUACUGUUUAGCCAUUUGCCCCUGUAACCCAUCUCUUUUUACUAGUCAACCCCAUCUUGUUUCCAAGCAUAAAAUUUGUAUCCCACCCUCCUCAUUGCGGAAAGUCGCGGUAUUUCAAAAUGUUUCAAGCUACACUACGGUAUUCCCACAUGUAUUUAAAAGACGAUACAGUGCAAGAAAUUCGAAGAUUAGUAUACCUUCCUCUACGCCGAGUCAGGUUGUCUUUUGUACUCGUGGAGAAUUGAAUCCCUGUUUAUCUUUUCAAACAUUGAAGACAUUCCCUAGGGAGGAACUUCUUGGGAAAGUGGUUAUGGUGCGGUUUGACUCUAAACUAUGUCCCAGGGACAAUCAAUUUAUUUCUGAAUACCCCAAUGAUAAUGCUAUUAAAACCCUCAAGUAUCUUUGCGAUUUUGGUGCCAAGGUGGUGAUUGCCACUCACUGGUUCAUGUCUAAAAUCUCAGGAGAAGUUUUUUCAACAUGGACUUUGGCAGAUUACCUUUCAAUCUCUUUGGGAAAGAAAAUAACGGCCAUAGAAGGGGUUAUUGGAGACAAGGUUGAAAACAGUAUAGACAAAAUGCAAAUCGGGGACAUUCUUCUUUUAGGGAACCUUUCACAAUAUAAAGAGGAAGUGGCAAACUGUAAAGAUUUUGCAAGGAAUCUCUCAGCCAGAAUUGACAUUCUUGUUAAUGAUACAUUUUGUGACUCUCACAGAGUUCUUGCAUCCACUGUUGGUGUUGCUCGGUUUACUUAUGCUAGUAUUGCAGGUUUCCACCUUGCAGACAUUAUGUCUUUGUUGACAGAGACGAUAGAGAAACCCAAGCAUCCAUUCAUUGCUAUUGUUGGCGGAGCUAAAAUUAUGGAGAAAAUUUCUGUUAUUCGAUCUCUUCUUCAUAAAUGUGAUACAGUUGCAUUUAUAGGAACAAUGUCUUUCACAUUUUUGAGUGCUCUAGGGUUGUCCAUUUCUCCAUGUUUUGUGGAGAAGCAUGCUCAAGAACAGGGUUUGGAAUUAUUGGACAUUGCAAAACAAAGAAGUGUUAGAGUGCUUCUUCCUAAAGACUUUUGGUGUACAAAUGCUGCUCAUUCUUAUGAACAUAUACAAGUUUUUGAAGCUGAAUGUAUCCCAGAAGGUUGGAGGCCUAUUGAAAUUGGACCAGAUUCGUUGAAUGAAAUUUCUUUUGUGCUCAAGGAAUGUAAGACAACCCUCUGGAUUGGUCCUGUCACAGUCUGGCCUUCACAGAAUCAGUACCACGUGUCACUACAUUUCAUGAGAUUUUUGAGUCAACUUAAAGCAAGUGGAUGUACCAUUAUCGUUAUUGGGAAGGAAGCUUACAAUUUUCUCAAAGAAGCAUCAUGUUUGUCUUUAGUUCAUCCAAUUUUUAAACAUGGGGCUGCUGUCUUGGAAUUUUUGAAAGGAAAUACGCUUGCUGGAGUUGCAGCUCUAGAUCGUGCAUACCCUAGGAAGCUUGAUUGGAAAGCAAUUUUUCGGAAUCCCUUGCAACCUUUGGUUGUUGAUAUUGGAAGUGGUAAUGGCCUUUUUGCCUUGAGAAUGGCUCGAAUGUAUGAGCAUAUGAAUUUUCUUGGCCUUGAAAUCAACAGCAAGCUUGUAGAACGUUCAUUAGGCUGUGCUUUGGAGCUCGGAUUGAUGAAUGUGUAUUUUGUCUCUACCAAUGCCACAACAUCAUUUUGUUCGAUAAUUUCUAGCUACCCAGGAGCAUUGUAUCUUGUUUCUAUACAAUGUCCAAAUCCAGAUUUUGUUGAUCCUGAACAUCGAUGGAGGAUGGUGCAAAGAUCACUCAUAGAAGCAAUUGUAGAAUUGAUUUGUAAAGAUGGCAAGAUAUUUUUGCAGUCAGAUGUAAAAGAGGUAGCAUUGAGAAUGAAAAACCAGUUUCUACAAUACGGCAGAGGGAAGGUUAUAAUGAGCGCUGAGCAUGAUGAAUGUGAUAAGGAGAUUUGGCUUGGCAACAACCCAUUUAGCAUAUUCUCUGAUUGGGAGCAACAUGUCAUUGCUAGUGGGCGACCUAUGUAUAGAGUUAUGCUUUCAAAAUGCAUAGAUAUUGAGACAAGUGAUUAGAAUAUUAUUUCAAUAAUUGUUAUUAGUAUUAAUGCAUUCAUCAUGUUUUUAAAAUAAAUUAAUUAGAACCAAGAAUAAAAAUAGGUAUA